GAGAGAAAAGAAAAAAAGCAAGACGAAAGUGAGAGACUAUGGCGAAAGAGGAAUUAGGCACACCAACGCUCCUCACAGUUCAUGCCACUUCGAGUCAGGUGCUCCAGGACUAUAUUAGCUGAUCAAGAAUGGUGGUGGGAGCAACAAUGCACCACAGAUUUCUUCUUCGUUUUUGCCCUAUUCUGAACCAAUAUUCUUCAGUUCGUUCAGUGUCUUCAUUGCAAAAGCUUGAGCAGGCUGUUAGAGCUGAAGUAGAAGCCAAAAACUACAUUAAAAUUCCUGAUCUACUCAUUUCCUUGGAUUGCUGCCAAAAUUCAAAUCCUUUUUCUUUCUUUUCUUCAUUUCCUCAGAACUUACAAGUGCAAAUUGUUGAUGAAAUGUUGCAAUCUUUUAUACCUAUCAGACCACGCUCCAAGCCCCAGCUAGCUUAUUCCUACCUUCUUUCUUACACCCUGCAAAGUUCUCAUCCCCUUCCUCUUGCACUAGCUGUCCUACAACGGACUUUACGUUCUGGUUGCGUUCCAAUUCCUCAGACUUAUGUUCUCCUCUCAUCUGUUUGGUUGGACCGGCAAUGUCUGUCUCAUUCUGUAGCUGAUGUUUUACUUGAGAUGCAAUCAAUUGGAUAUCGCCCUGACUGUGAGACUUGUAAUUUUCUCCUAUCAUCUCUCUGUGCUGUUGAUCAAUUAGUGGAGGCAGUUAAAGUUCUGAGGGGCAUGGGUGGGGCGGGAUGUAUUCCCGAUUCAAAUAGUUAUGGCAUUGUAAUCAGUGCAUUUUGCAGACUGAGAAAGACUGUUGAGGCACAGGAUUUGAUGAAGCAAAUGGUAGUUCAAUAUGGUUUGACCCCAAGACAGGGAACACUGCUGAAAUUGUUGGCAGCGUUACGGGCAAACAGGGAGAUAUGGAAGGCUGUUGAGAUGAUUGAGUUCCUGGAGAAAGAGGGUAACUCUGUUGGAUUUGAGAGCUACGAGUUGGUGAUUGAAGGGUGCUUGGAGAAACGUGAGUAUAUUUUGGCCGGAAAGGUUGCGAUGAGGAUGACAGAAAGAGGUUUUAUACCAUAUAUCAGUGUCAGGCAGAAGAUAAUUGAAGGUUUGGCUAGUGUUGAUGAGUGGAAGAUAGCUUGUGCCGUGAGACAAAGAUUUGCGUCACUUAAAUCUUAG
Abrus precatorius (Indian licorice) is the source of this 1157-nucleotide messenger RNA. Its product is annotated as pentatricopeptide repeat-containing protein At1g06270. Lineage: Eukaryota; Viridiplantae; Streptophyta; Magnoliopsida; Fabales; Fabaceae. The record is from RefSeq and is a predicted model, not a curated record. The coding region runs from base 129 to 1157 and encodes 342 amino acids. The transcript is spliced from 2 exons. Gene Ontology annotation, molecular function: protein binding.